Molecule: messenger RNA, 1786 nt
Organism: Hemibagrus wyckioides
Lineage: Eukaryota; Metazoa; Chordata; Actinopteri; Siluriformes; Bagridae
Product: macrophage mannose receptor 1-like
Exons: 6
Coding region: 157-1125 (322 amino acids)
Source: RefSeq, a predicted model, not a curated record
UCAGUCUCCUUGAUGGAAAUGAUGACCACUUUGCAUAAAAGAUUUUGGAACCAUUGUGAGUUGAGCACAAAAGUCUGAUGCUAGAAGAGGAGAGGGUGUAAGACAUAGAGCCUGAUUCUUUACAUUUAAAUCUUCCACGUUUACAGCUACUUGAUCAUGAUGAAGCUGUUCAGUCUCCUAUGUCUGAUUGGUUUCCCAUUUGCCCUGUCCAUCCCAGAUUGGACACAGGUUGCCCCUCUUCUCAUCAAGCAGUUAAUGACUUGGCCAGUGGCACAGAAUUACUGCAGGACAAACCACCUUGAUCUGUAUUCAAUUACAGGUCCAAGUGACCAAGCAAUGCUAAUUAAUGAAAUGAAUAAUCAUAAUGAGAUGGUGGCUGUCUGGACAGGUCUGUACAAUGAUCUGGACAACUGGUACUGGUCCUAUAAUCACUUGCCAUUGAAGAAUCAAAGUCAGUGGUACUUUGCUCCAGGAUACCCUUAUAAUGGGUAUGGACUAGAUGUGUGUGGAGCAAUGGACUGGAAUGGAAAGUGGAUAAUUAUCAGAUGCCUCAUCACUAUACCCUUUAUAUGUUAUGACGAGACAAACAGUUAUGCCAACAGGUUUGUUGUCUACCCUCAGGAUACCUUUAACUGGUUUCAGGCUCAGUCGUAUUGCCGAACCUAUCACACAGAUUUAGCCUACACGUUCAACAACGACGACGUCACCCUUGCGGUGCAAUGCGUAAUGCAAACUAGCUAUAACGCUGCUUGGUUUGGUCUAACUAGAGACACUUGGAAGUGGUCAAAUGGGAGGGCGCCUUCAUACCUUCCAUGGUCAGCUCUCCAACCAGAUAAUUAUUAUCUGUGGGAGAAUUGUGGAGUGGCACAAGAUGGAUUGCUCUUCGAUGAUAUAUGCACCAACUUGUACUAUUUUGUCUGUUCUGCUUAUCUAAACAAGACGCAAUUCUUGAAACUGGAGGUUUUAUCAGAUGCGAGUGUGCUUGACCCUGCCGUGCAGUCGACUAUUUUAGAUUUGAUCACCCAGAAACUGCAUGAAAACGGCAUGUCAGUGAACACCACUGUAGCCUGGAAGGUGCAGUCAGAUGGAAGCAUCUUUCACAAGAAAGAACAGGACAAAGGAUAAGCUUAAAAUGCUCCUGGAUUAAAGAAUUAACCAAUGUAUAAUUUGAAAUGUCUCUAGAAUGUACCUGUGAUAAUGAUUCAUUUAGAUGCAAGAAAAAUAAGUAGAUUCAAUAAAACAAGUAGAAUGACUUGAAUGAAUGAAGAAAUACACAUAGAGGACAAUAUAAUAACUAUAGUUAUGCUAACGUGUUAGCAUAGUGCAACAGGAGAAUUAUUAUUUUUGGCAGAGGGGACAAGCUAGAUGUACAUUUAAAUGAUAUUAAUGUUAUUGCUAGAAUAUAGACAUUCACUAGUUGAUGUGUGUACAUAUAAGUAUAUAGUAUUUGUACAUGCAUACAUAAUUAAUUGAUUAAGACAACCUAUGUAGUAUCUGUGAUGGGAAUAAUUAUUCAUUCUGUGGUUAGUGCAUACAAUCUUGAAUGAUAUUAGCAUUCCCUAUGACAUUACAUUACAAUUCUGACCUUUCCCACUGCCCAAGACACUAACAUGCUUCAUGGUGCCUCUGCAUAUGCAAACAUGCUUCCACAGCUCAGGUGAUAGAAAUCAAUGUCUGAACCUUUCAUUUACAUCGUACCUAUAAGUUAUUAAUGCCUUUCUUAAUUAGACCCAACAAGGAUCAUUCUUUCUUCUUUCAGUCUGUACAUCCUGAUUAUUAUAUGAAU